This is a messenger RNA of Aegilops tauschii subsp. strangulata, 984 nucleotides long. The record is from RefSeq and is a predicted model, not a curated record. Lineage: Eukaryota; Viridiplantae; Streptophyta; Magnoliopsida; Poales; Poaceae.
AUGAGGCGACGGCACGAGCUGGUUUCGCUGUCUUGUUGCUUGAGCGGCCUCGUGCUGGUGCUGCUGCUCCUCGCGCUGUCGGCUCGAGCUCAGCGGCAAGCGCAGACAGAUCCGUCCGAAGUCUUCCUCUUGUAUACAAGCGCAGUGGCCUCGCUGAACGCCAUCUUCUCGAGGUGGGGCCUGCGGGCGUCCACGGCGUGGAACAUCAAUGGCGAGCCUUGCAGCGGUGCCGCCAUCGACAACACCGACAUAGAUAAUGAUCAUGAAUUCAAUCCUGCCAUUAAGUGCAUCUGCUCCUACAACGCCAGCACCAUCUGCCACAUCACCAGGCUGAAAGUAUAUAGACUAGAUGUGGUUGGUCAGAUUCCUGCGGAACUGCAAAAUCUAACUUACCUGACAAACCUGUAUGAACUAUUUCCACCGAAUUUAGCGCAGAAUUACUUGACUGGAUCUUUACCAACAUUUCUUGAAAAGCUGGCUCAGUUGCAGUAUCUACAUUUGGGAACCAAUGCAUUAACUGGAGUUUUACCGAGGGAGCUGGGUAACCUCGAGAAUCUCAUUUCGCUGAGACUCCAUGGAAAUAACUUUGACGGUCCCAUUCCUGCAAGUUUUUCUAAUCUUGUCAACAUGACAAAUUUGCGAAUAGGUGAUUUAACGGGAGAGGUGUCUUCAUUGGCUUUUGUGGCUAACAUGACAUUGUUGAAAACUCUAGUUCUGAGAAACUCCAGGAUAUCUGACAACCUUGCUUCAGCGGACUUCUCAAAAUUUGUUAACCUCAAUUAUCUGGACUUGAGUUUUAACAGCAUAACUGGCAAAGUUUCUCCAACCCUUCUGAACCUGAAUACCCUGAAUUUCCUAUUUCUUGGGAGCAAUAACCUCUCUGGGAGCUUACCAGACAUGAUUAGCCCUUCACUUACUACUAUGUGAGCUGUUUUCUUCCUCGUUUUAAUUUGUUUUUUCUGUUUCAUACUGAUAGCACGUAUG